GACUUUCAAAAAGUUGCAAGGCCAAUCAAAAUGUUUCUUAGUAUAUUUAAGGGCAAGAUUUCUUUCUUCCUGCACUUUUCUAUUUUCCCUCCCAAGAAUGGCUCGUACUAAGCAGACCGCUCGCAAGUCCACCGGCGGCAAGGCCCCGCGCAAGCAGCUGGCCACCAAGGCCGCCCGCAAGAGCGCCCCGGCCACCGGCGGCGUGAAGAAGCCUCACCGCUACCGCCCCGGCACCGUGGCGCUGCGCGAGAUCCGGCGCUACCAGAAGUCGACCGAGCUGCUGAUCCGCAAGCUGCCGUUCCAGCGCCUGGUGCGCGAGAUCGCGCAGGACUUCAAGACCGACCUGCGCUUCCAGAGCUCGGCCGUGAUGGCUCUGCAGGAGGCGAGCGAGGCCUACCUUGUGGGUCUGUUUGAGGACACCAACCUGUGCGCCAUCCACGCCAAGCGUGUCACCAUCAUGCCCAAGGACAUCCAGCUGGCCCGCCGCAUCCGUGGCGAGAGAGCGUAAUGUGUUAUGCUUUCUGUUUCAAAAAAGGCUCUUUUAAGAGCCACCUAAGAUGUCAUGUAAAGUUGCUGUAUACUUCUGAUUCUUAGUAUCUCACUUACAGUAUAUG
Mus caroli (Ryukyu mouse) is the source of this 614-nucleotide messenger RNA. Its product is annotated as histone H3. The record is from RefSeq and is a predicted model, not a curated record. Lineage: Eukaryota; Metazoa; Chordata; Mammalia; Rodentia; Muridae. Gene Ontology annotation, cellular component: nucleosome. Gene Ontology annotation, molecular function: protein heterodimerization activity; DNA binding; structural constituent of chromatin.